AUGAAGAAGAAGAAAAUAAAGAACCAACUACAAUCUACUACUUCUACUUCUACUACUAGUAGUACUUCUACUACUCCUGUAGUAUCACAGACAACAACAACAACAACAACAACAACAGCUACUGCUCAACAACAACAACAACAUGAAGAGGAAGAAGAAAAUGAAGAAGGUUCAGUGUUGUUUCAAAUCAUUAGACCAGAUUUUACAUAUGAUGAUUAUCAUCAAAUGGUUGGUUCGAUAGACACAUCAAAGCAUAUGGGAUCAAUGGAAAUGCUCGUCGAAGGAGAGGCAUUACAUCUAUGUAAUGUGUUUGAGGUAUUGGUGGAAGAGGGAUUUUGUCAACCUGACCCUGCCCCGCUUAGUUCAUUGUUCCUCAUGUGCUCAAGUCUUAAUCUUUCAGAUACACUCGAUGAAAAUGAGUUUAGACAAACUUACAAGUUAGAAGAUUCACAUUUUUAUGAUAACAUUCAAAUACUUCAAGAGAUGGACAAGAAAGCAUUAUUCAAAAUCAUUCUGAUGCAUGCUUGUUUAAUGAGUGACACGUUGUUGAAAUUCAUAGCAGUGUUUUUACCCUACAUUGCUCCAAAACUGAUUUAUGAGGUGGUAUUUGGUUUAUAUUAUCUACCUACCAUUGUAACGGUUAUCCGUUUUGAAGAGGUCACCAGAGAAUACCGUCAAGAAUUGAUUCAAGUCUUGGUUAAUGCAAAUCAUCGUAAUUUGUGGAGUUGUAUUGGUCAAGUAAAAGUAGAAAGCUUAUUAGAUCAUAGGAAACACAAGUGCCCGUAUUAUAUAGCAACUACAGGUGUAUUGUACAAUAGACAGACGAAAUUGGAGAUGAGAUUGACAGCAAGAGAGUUUGAACUUUGUCUCAAGUUAUUGCCACCUUCCGACACCAAGUUUAAAAAGGGAGAGAAAUCAACCAAUCUCUUCCUAGGAGUUGACCUUCAACCAAUCGAUCAUGCCAUCAGACUGGGCGAUAUCCAAUUGAUUAAGGACAUUAUCGACUAUAAUCCAGAACUCCUCAAGACUGGUUGUGUCAUUUUUUCGUGCGUCGUCUUUGCCAAACCAGAUAUACUGGCACUCAUUAUCCGCUCUGCUCCAGAGCUGGCCAAAAACCCACCAACCGGGUCGUCCAAUUACACAAUCGAAGAGUUGUGUGUCCAUUUUUGUUGCGGAGAAAUGCUGCGGAUGCUCUACCACGCAGGACUCGAGGUUGAAAAGAUUCGACGUCAUCGAGUAACAGAAAAAAGACAUCUUUUGACAUCGACUACGAUUAACAACCGUGACAUUUUGACGAUGGAGGUGCUCUUUCAGCGUCCUACCCCUAUCCUCUUUAAAAUAUCGGCCACUGACUUUUGCCAGCUCAUUACAGAUACCGAGGUACUGGCCUAUCAAGUCUUACUACAUUUGCACACGGUACGAAGAAUGCGCAUACCUCCCUUUCUAUCCGAAAUACACACAGAACCAGGAUCCAAACUGCCAACUCUUGCUUUUGCAACUUCUCCUCUUAUAGCCGGCUUUUUAAUCAGUCUUUAUCCAGAAGCCGCCACUGUCACGUUUACACCAAAAGAUUUUAUCGAAUUUGCCCCUCAUUUACAGCCGUACUCGGCCCCCCUCAAUGUUGUUGGUCUCAAUAUUACAAAUCAUAGAUUCGAACUGGCUAAAUACAUCCUGUUAAAAUACCCGGUCAACACAUUUUUGGAUCCCUUUGUUUGCCAAACCCUGGCGACCGAUGCAUCUGUCUUUGGCAAAGACUCACAAGAAUUGGCUCCAUGGAUUGCAUUUGCAAAAAAGAAAAAUUUGUCGAUUAUUGAUGAUUUGGUCAAAGGUUGGGGUAAGGAAUUAAGUGUUGGAGGCGGAGGAGGAGGAGGAGGACCAAAAAAGAAAAAAAAAGUUACAAACAAACAAAAACAAAAAGAAAAUGAAAAAGAAAAAGAAAAAGAAAAAGAAAAUGUAACAACCAACAACAACAAAAAAGAUACGAUGGCGAACAAUAAUGUAAAGAAAAAGGAUGAUAAUCAAAUCAGUAAAAGUUUAAAUCCAGAAUCAACCAGUACAACUACGACAACUUCAACAACUGCAAAAAUUGAAAUUGAUCAAUGUCAAAUAUGUUUUAAAGAAAUACCAUUGUCUGAAAUGAACUCUCACUAUGACACUCAACAUUUUAAAGAUCAAGACAAACAAAAGAAAAAGGAAUCAACACCUAAAAAUCAACCACCUGUAGUAUCUCCUUCUAAACCACUUCUUCAAAUUAAACCAGAUCCAAUAGUAUCACCAACGAAUCAAAAAGCCAACCAAUCUUCACCCAACUCAAAACAAAUCAAUGUCAACAAGGUAAAAGUUGAUAAGAAACAACAACAAGAAGAAUUAUUAAAGCGAUACAAUAUUGUUGAAAGUGAAUUGGAUCGUACAGUUGGUAAAUUUAAAUUUAGUAGAAAGGAAAAAUAUAUUGUCGGACGUGGUAGCAAUGGUACAUUGGUAUAUAUGGGAAUGUGGAGCGAAUUCAAAGUGCCUGUUGCCAUUAAACAAAUGCACAAGGCAUUUAACGAAACUGGUCGUGUGGCAGAGGAAAUCGAUCUCAUGAUCAAACUGUCAAAUGAACUGGGAUCCUCAAAUAUGGUUCGAUACAUUGACAAGGAGGAAGACGACUUGUUCUUUUAUCUUGGUGUCAGUCUCUGCGAUUGCUCACUACAAGAAAUGUAUGAAAACCCAGAUGCACCCGCCCACAUUCAACAACAAAGAAUGCAAAUCGAUAAAAUGGCUGCUAUCAAAGAUAUGAUUAGCGGCGUAACAUUCCUUCACCAACACAAUGUUGUACACAAUGAUUUAAAUCCACGUAAUAUCUUGCUCAAAGAAGGUCGGUUGUUAAUCUCUGAUAUGGGUUUGAGCAAGAUGCUGUCGGUCGAUAGUUCAUUCUCUCUUACUCAUUCACCCACUGGAACGGGUGGAUACCACCCCGCUGAGAUUAUCACCGGACAGCGCAAGACAAAGUCUGUGGAUAUCUUUUCACUUGGGUGUCUCAUUUGCUAUGUACUUGGUGAUGGCAAGAGCCAUCCAUUUGGCAAUGACAAGUGGAUGCGUAUGAGUCGUAUCAUGAACGACCAACCAAACGUGUCCGAGGCACUACCCAACGCAAACAAAGAAACAAUCGAUCUAAUCUCUCAGAUGGUUCUUAAAAACCCUGAUAGUCGAUCCACUAUCGAGGCAGUUGCCAAACAUCCAUUCUUUUGGACGACACAACAAAAAAUGGUAUUCAUCGACACUAGUUGUCAAGCAUCGAAAUCAUCGCUUUGGAAUGGUCUUGGUAUCACACUCAAGGACACUGUCGACCCUUCACUCAAAACAUGGGGCACGCAAAUCGACAAGAACCUCUUACAAUUCCUCGAACAAAAUGUAAAAAAACCCUACAACUUUGAGAGUGUCAAGGAUCUAAUCCGAUGCAUUAGAAACUGUCUACAACAUUUCCAAGAUAUUAAACUCGUCAACAAUAGACAACAAUAUUUCGAGAGUUCUGAAACUACAUUCCAAUAUUUCGACUCCCUUUUCCCUCAUUUGGUUAUCAAUCUCUACAUCAAAUUUAGAUCAAAUCCAAAUUUUUUAAAAUCAAAUGUACAAACCAAUUUACCUUCAUUCUUUGGAAACAUAUAA
Cavenderia fasciculata is the source of this 3648-nucleotide messenger RNA. It is a transcript of the gene irlB-2, whose product is annotated as putative protein serine/threonine kinase. Lineage: Eukaryota; Evosea; Eumycetozoa; Acytosteliales; Cavenderiaceae. Gene Ontology annotation, molecular function: ATP binding; RNA endonuclease activity; protein serine/threonine kinase activity. Gene Ontology annotation, cellular component: IRE1-TRAF2-ASK1 complex. The coding region runs from base 1 to 3648 and encodes 1215 amino acids. Gene Ontology annotation, biological process: intrinsic apoptotic signaling pathway in response to endoplasmic reticulum stress; IRE1-mediated unfolded protein response; mRNA processing. The record is from RefSeq and is a predicted model, not a curated record. The transcript has 3 exons.